Paramuricea clavata is the source of this 837-nucleotide messenger RNA. The record is from the annotation of a GenBank genome assembly. Lineage: Eukaryota; Metazoa; Cnidaria; Anthozoa; Malacalcyonacea; Plexauridae.
AUGGAGGAAUUGAGAUUUUGGUUAGACAAUUUACGUUAUCUAAACGGGUAUAACAUUCGGCCAAAAGUGUCUUUAGAACCUUUAACAAUCCACACUGACGCUAGUGGCGUUGGUUAUGGUGGUUAUUUUACCUCGUUGAGGGAUGUAAAUAUACACGGACAUUGGUCCGUUGAGCAAAGUGGUAAGAGUUCCACGUUCCGGGAGUUAUCGGCUAUCCUACUAGUUUUGAAAACUUCUGUGCAACGUUUACAGCAUAAAAAGGUGAAAAUAUUUUCAGAUAGCCAGAGCGCCUGUCGCAUCGUUCAAGUCGGGAGUAGAAUUUUCGAACUCCAAAAUAUUGCAGUAGACAUUUUCAACAUUUGUUUCAUUAACGACAUUAUGAUUGAAACACAAUGGAUUCCUCGAGCAGAAAACAGGACUGCCGAUGUAUUAAGCAAAACCAUUGAUUUAGAUGAUUGGAAGUUACACCCAGAAUUAUUUGUUAUGCUUCAUAGAGCAUGGGGUCCUUUUACUAUUGAUAGGUUCGCCGCUAAUUACAAUACACAAUUACAAAGAUUCAAUUCACGAUUUUGGUGUCCUGAAACAGAGGCUGUUGACGCAUUUACUAAAAAUUGGUCAAACGAAGCGAACUGGGUCUGUUCGCCAGUGGCUUUAAUCAUUCCCGUCAUUAGACACAUGUCCGUGUGUAAGGCCAAAGGUACCUUUAUAGUUCCUCGUUGGCCGUCCGCUAUUUUUUGGCCAGCCAUUAAAACCAAACCUGGAAAGUUUGCUCCAUUUGUUAAGGACAGUUUAGUUUUACUAAAAAAAAAAAAUAGCACAGAUGUGCAUUCCUGGUGA